This is a messenger RNA of Fonticula alba, 3712 nucleotides long. RefSeq lists its product as hypothetical. The transcript is spliced from 7 exons. The record is from RefSeq and is a predicted model, not a curated record. Gene Ontology annotation, molecular function: iron ion binding; protein binding; electron transfer activity. The coding region runs from base 106 to 3510 and encodes 1134 amino acids. NCBI's taxonomy places the organism in Eukaryota, Rotosphaerida, Fonticulaceae.
CACACACACUCCCUUCCCUCCUCCUCCCUCCCAGCCCGUCCCAGCCCUCCUCAUCCGGCUCGACCCUGCGUCCAUCCCGCAGCCGGCUGACCCCACACGCCAGCCAUGUCCUCCGCCUCGGGUCCCCCCUCGGACCCCAGCGCCAGCCCCGGCGGCCCGACCCUCUUCCGGUCGCUGAGCCGGCGUAUGUCGCGCUCGAAGAAGGGCGACGUGCCGGCCGGGCCGACGUCGGCCCCGCCCCCCCGGCCGCCGGCAUCCGCCACCGGAGCCGGGUCUCCCCCUGUCAGCCCGGACAUGAUCCCCCCGGACUCGGUGAUCCCAGAUGACGAUGUGGCCGACCCGGUGGCCGCUGUGUCGACCUCCUCCUCGGAUGAUCUCCCCCCGCCCGUGGAGAAGGCCCGCAAGGGUGGCUUCUCGUCGCUCCUGCGCAAGGACACCCUGCGUGAAAAGGACUCCAAGAAGAAGAAGAUCGAUCGCAAGACCAUCGGCCUGCCGACCGACUUCCGGCACAUUGUCCAUGCCGACCGCGGCAAGCUGGAGGUGUACGACCCGAAUGCCGACUCUGUCCCGUCGGACAUCCUGCAGCCCUUCGAUCGGCACUCGUGCAUCCUGUCCCGCACGCCGGGCGGCGGGUUCGGCAUCAGCAUCCGCACUUGUCGCAAGGGCCGCACCACCAUCACCCGUAUGUCCCCCGGCAGCAAUGCCACCAAGGUGGGCUUGGCCCCGGGCGAUGAAAUCAUCGAGAUUAAUGACAGCUCCAUCGUCGGCACGGUUCACGACGACGUGUUGGCCAUUCUGGCCGACCAGCAAUCCGUCAAGCUGCUCGUGAUCAAGGGUGGCGCCAAUCGCCCCGACAGCCCGACCGCCGAGGAGGUCGCAACUCAGGCAGUCAAGGCCCCAUCCGUGGCCGAGUCCUCCUCCUCCGGCGUCAAUGAGGACAUCGACAUCGAGGGGGACGAUGACCAGGAGGAUGACGACGAGUCGCCGUCGGUCUGCUGCGUCUGCGGCAAUGAGGCCAUCUACCACUGCCAGGCUUGCGGGCCCUCUGUCAUGUACUGCAGCCCGGAGUGCCAGAAGAGCGACUGGCCCGCCCACAAGAAGACCUGUGUCUUCCGCAAGGAGAACGCCGAGAAGGUGGCCGCCGCCAAGGCCAAGGCCGAGGCCGAGGCUGCCAGCAAGGCCGGCAUCCUGGAGGCCGAGACCGCCGCCGCCGCUGCCCGAGCUAAGGCCGAGGCCGAGGCCGCCGCCAAGGCCAAGGCCCAGGCUGAGGCCGAUGCCGCAGCGGCUAAGGCCCAGGCCGCGGCCGCCGCUGCCCGUGCCCAGGAGGAAGCCGAGGCCGCUCGUGCCAAGGAGGAGGCCGCUGCCCGGGCCAAGGCCGAGGCCGAGGCGGCCAUCCGCGCGCAGGCCGAGGCCGAUGCCGCCGCCGCCGCCGCCGCCAAGGCUAAGGCCCAGGCCGAGGCCGAUGCCGCUGCCGCUGCUCGCGCCAAGGAGAAGGCCGAGGCUGAGGCGGCCGCUCGCGCACAGGCCAAGGCCGAAGCCGAGGCGGCUGCCGCUGCCCAGGCUAAGGCCGAGGCUGCGGCCAAGGCCAAGGCCGAGGCUGCUGCUGCCGCCGCCGCUGCCGCCGCCGCCCAAGCCGAGGCCGAGGCCAAGGCCCGUGCUGAGGCCGAGGCCGAGGCUGAGGCUGCGGCCGCCGCCGCCGCCGCCGCCGCCGCCGCCGCUGCUACCGCCGCCACGACGCCGGUGGUGGUGAACACUGACGCCGGGGCCAGCUCGCCGGUCGGCACCGACACCGUGUCCCCCUCCGGCGAGACGGCCCCCACGUCGCCGGCCGAGCGCAAGUGCGGCCACUGUGACGGGCGCAACCCCAAGUACCUGUGUGCCUGUCACAUGGUGCACUAUUGCUCGCCGGUGUGCCAGCGCGCUGCCUGGUCAAGCCACAAGCUGGUCUGCAGCUUCGUUUCCGAGGCCAAGAAGGCCAAGAAGGCGGCUGCGGCUGCGGCCGCGGCCGCGGCCGCGGCCGCGGCGGCCGCUGCCCCGGCGGCCGAUGCCGUUGCCGCUGCCUCGGCCGCUGAGGCCCAGGCCGCCGAAAAGGCCGCCCAGUCCCAGCCCCCGACUCCGGCCAAGCCGACCCCUCCGCCGCCGGUGGAGCUCCCCUUCGAUCGCCUGGCUCUGCUCAAGGCCGCUGACAAUGGCAUCUAUGUCGCCUUCGACAAUCGCGUCAUGAAGAUCGGCAUCCGCCCGGCUCGCGGGUCCUGUGUCUUCGACAUCCUCUGGACCGUGACGUCGUCCCAGCCGCUGGCCCGGUCUGGCGCCCUCUCCUCGCUGGAGGGGAUCGUCCGCGUGCCCUCGGUGCUGGUCGAUGUGCCGAUGUGCCCGAUCCCCGGGCCCGAUGGCCAGGGGGAGGCCCAUGCGGCGGCGGUCGUCGCCCGGCUAGGGCACGUGCUGAUCGCCAUCAAUGCGUCCACCGGUGCCGUCCUGUGGGAGCAGUCGCUGGCCACGGUCUUCGCCGGGGCCACCGGGCCCAGCACCCCGGCCGAGGACCUCACCAGCACCGCCUCCAGCACGCACUCCUCCCUGGCCACCGGGGCCACCCCCUUCGGCUUUGUGUCGAUGCGGCUGAUCCCUGGGACCUCGGCCGUGGCUCUCCUCUGGGCCGAUCGCGCCGUCGGCGUGGACCUCACCUCGGGCAAUGUCGCCUGGCGGCACUUCCUGGAGAUCGAUGCUCAGGACGAUUUGGAGCGUGCGGUCACCGUUCCUACUCUUCUGGCCAAUGGCCAGGCCUUCGUUGCUGCUUCUGAUGGCCUCAUCCAGCAGAUCGAACGCGACGGCACUCUCGGCAUGCAGACCCGUCACACGCUGAUCACCCCCUCGACUAGCUUUGCGCAGCAGGCCUUGAUGCCGACGCCGGCGGCCGAUCCGACUGCCUCCACUCCGGCCACGGUGCCUCUUAUCAUCUGGCAGGACCAGGUCCUGGCUCGCCUGGACCCCGAGACCCUGGACACCAUGUGGUCCAUCCGCUGUGAGGGGGCCUCUGAAGGGUCAGUGGCCUCGAUCAUCGUCUGCUCGCCGGCGCCGGACCACACCCCGCAGGUGUUCGCUGCUCUGCGCAACCGCAUCCUGGCCGUGUCGCUUGCCGACGGCACGCACCUCUGGACGGCGGCCCUGCCGUCGCUCAAUGGCGAGCUGGCUGGCGAUGCGACUGCCGACUUUGAAAUCAACCCGGUGGCCAACUUCGUGUCGCUCACCUUCCACAAGAAUGUCCUGCUGGCGGCCACCACUUCCGGCCUGCUGUUGGCCUAUGAGCCGCGUACUGGGCGCAUGCUUCAGAUGUUCAUGGUUCCGCGCCACGAGGAGGAGGAGGAGGACCAGAGCACCGGCGAUGGGACCGACAGCCCCGUCGACGAGGACCAGUCCUCCGCGGAUGCUGGCUGGUUCUCCAUCACCCUGGCCACGGCCACUGCCGAGGGCCCGGUGGCCCCGGCCUCCCUGGCCAAGGCCCUGCUCUAUUGAGAGGGUGGGCCCCCGGGCGCUCCCUCCGGCCGUGUGCCGCUAUGUGCAUGUUCACCCUCCCCUCUUCUCCUCCCCCCUCCCCUCCCUCCAUGCGGGCAAAUGUGCUCUCGUGCAUGGGCGCUGAGGGUGUGACACACAUGCCCGCCGCCCUCCACGAGCACCCUUGCCCAUGCACUUGCCCAUGCACUUGCCCAUGUCCGCA